Paraphaeosphaeria sporulosa is the source of this 1158-nucleotide messenger RNA. RefSeq names its product neutral protease 2-like protein. Gene Ontology annotation, biological process: proteolysis. Bases 71 to 1129 code for a protein of 352 amino acids. Lineage: Eukaryota; Fungi; Ascomycota; Dothideomycetes; Pleosporales; Didymosphaeriaceae. The record is from RefSeq and is a predicted model, not a curated record. Gene Ontology annotation, molecular function: metalloendopeptidase activity. The transcript has 3 exons.
AGCAGCUUCAUUUCAGUACCUUCGUUCCUUUACAUUCGUUUUUAUAUCUUCGCUUCUGUUGUUUUCCAUCAUGAAAGGCUUCACUCAGUUCACGCUUGCGGCUCUGGUAGCCUCUGUCACCGCUGUCUCUGUUAAUCUCAACAAGCGCGAGUCGCCUUUGAGCAUUGUUCUGUCCAAGUCAGGUAACACUGAGGUCAAGGUGGCCGUCACGAAUAAUGGAAACAAGACGCUCAACUUGCUGAGCAAGGGUACUUUCUUGGAUGAGGUCAACCCGGUCGAGAAAGUGAGCGUCUACUCAAACAGUGGUAGCACCAAAGUUCCUUUCGAGGGUAUCAAGAUCCGUCUUCUCACCAGCGGUCUCAGCUCCGAUGACUUCCUCACCCUCGGGGCCGGCGAGACGAAAGAAGUCACCGUCGAGACCGCCGCCCUCCACACCCUGAACGAUGGCGGCGACUUCGACGUCUUCGCCAAGGGUCUCCUCCCCUAUGCCGAAGCCAACUCCACCGAGCUCGCCGGGAAUCUCGGCUACUCGUCCAACAAGCUCACCAUGAGCGUUGACGGCGCCGUCGCCGCCACUGUCGCCAAAGCGAUCACCAAGCGCACCACCGUCGGGUCCAGCUGCACCGGCACCAAGCUCAGCGCCGUCCAGACCGCCCUGUCAAACUGCCAAAAGCAAGCCUCCGCGGCCGCGUCCGCCGCGAACGCGGGCACCAAGCUCGACACUUACUUCAAGUCAGCCUCGACCAGCACUAAGAGCGAAGUCUCUGGGCGCUUGACGGCUGUCGCGAACGACUGCGGCAGCACAAGCAGCACUACUUCUACUAACUGCAACGACCCGUACAACGGCUGUGCGUCGAAUGUCCUCGCGUACACUGUGCCUACCCAGAACUUCAUCACGUACUGCGACAUCUUCUUCAGUGCGCUUCCGGCUGUUGCUACCACGUGCCACGGACAGGACCAGGCUACUACUGUGCUGCACGAGGAAACGCAUGCUGAUAGCGUGUAUAGCCCUGGAACGGAUGAUCUGGGAUAUGGAUUCGCGGCUGCUUCGGCGCUGUCGAAUGCGGAUGCGUUGAACAACGCGGAUACGUACGCGCUGUAUGCUAAUGCUAUCAAUCUCAACUGCUAGAUGGCUUAAUUUCAGCAAGCUCAGGAAGG